AUGAGAGCUUAUAGGCCAAUGGUUCACCCAAUGACAAGUGAAGACUUGUGGCCUAAGUGUCAUAGACCUCCUUUGAUGCCACCAUUUUAUCACAAACAACCUGGGAGAACAAGAAAGAAGAGGAAGAGGUCAGCAGGUGAACAACCACCAAAUCUAAUCCUACAGCCACCAAGUUGCAGAGGUAUAACUUGGAAACUACCAAAUCUUCUUAAACUCCACAUGCGUCUGAAACAGCCUAAGCUUCUCAAACUGCCCCACCUUCUCAAACUGCUCAAACUUCUCAAACUGCCAAAAAAAGAAAGAGGUUCAAGUCUCUCACAAAGAGGAUUAAACUUCCUAAAAAGAAGGAUGGUUCUCAAACUGUGCAAGGAAGUGAAUCUGUGCAAACUUGUCCAGGUUCUCAAACUGGCCAAUGUUCUCAACCUGCCCAACUUCUCAAACUAUGCAUGGAUCUCAACCAAGUGCAAGCUCAUCACACCCUUUUGCCAAUGGUACAAACAAAAAGGGGUUCAAAUCUCUUGCCAAGAGGAAGAAAUUUACCAAUCGGAAGGAUUUGUUGGAUGGUUAUCAACCUUGGAGAUUCUGAUGAUGUGCAAGUGUUAUAUGUUUUGUUAA
This is a messenger RNA of Prunus armeniaca (apricot), 615 nucleotides long. Lineage: Eukaryota; Viridiplantae; Streptophyta; Magnoliopsida; Rosales; Rosaceae. The record is from the annotation of a GenBank genome assembly.